GCAGCAUACUUGCACAUCAAACUACUAUUUUGCUGGAGUUGCUUGUCACAUUGCAUCAUCAGUUAAUUACACUAACUGUACAACUGGUCAAGUUAGAUUAUCUGGUUCUAUGGAAGGUCGUGUUGAACUGUGUCAUGAUAAUGUGUGGUAUGGUGUAUGUGGAGAUAACUACUAUUAUAUAUCUUCUGUUGUCUGUGGAAACAUUGGAUAUCAACAAGAAACUGGAUAUCGGAGCAACUUUCCAGAACUUCAAGAAUUACCACUGUAUCCUUAUGAUUUUUCUUGUAGUGGUACAGAAAGGUCAUUGUUGGAAUGUUCAAGAUACCUAGCUAGUUGCUAUAGUUCAACUAGAUACUAUCGUGGUGAUUAUACUGGUGUGACUUGUCAAGAUACCUGUCAAAAUGGAACAGUCCGUCUUCAUGGCUCUGGUUAUUCUACUAUGGGUAGAGUGGAGAUUUGUAUGAAUGGUGAAUGGGGAACUAUAUGCAGAAGCAGUUUUGAUGAUAACGAUGCACGUGUUAUAUGUAGUCAAUUGGGAUAUUCUCCCUAUGGAGCUGUUGUACUUCCUUAUUAUUAUUACUAUGACUACAGAGUCUAUCCUAUAAUCUUUGAUCUUAAUUGCACUGGUACUGAAGGAGCAAUUUUGGACUGUCCUUACAUUGAACAAGGCUCCUACUCCUGCAGUAGAUACUAUGAUGCAGCAGUAAUUUGUCAAAAUAAUGCUACUACUAGUGUCAGUCAUAAUUGUUCUGAUGGUGAUGUACGUUUGAUUGGUGGGAUCAAUGAUGCUGAAGGGCGUGUUGAAAUGUGUUACAAUAAUUUCUGGGGGCAAGUCUGUCAUAAUUCAUGGAGUACAUCUGAUGCUAAUGUAGUCUGUAAACAACUUGGAUACCAAUCUACUGGUUCUACUGCAUAUAGGUCUAGCUAUUUUGGAAAUGGACCAGAUUCUCAUAUUAUCUCAAAUCUCUAUUGUAGUGGAUCUGAGUCAUCUCUGCUAAGUUGUAGCAGGAGUAGUAGUAGUUUCAUUACAGCUGCUCAAUAUUGUGGUGAUGGUAGUGUAGCUGGUGCUGUUUGUUUUGGCACAGCAGGGGAAUGUGAGAAUGGUGCAGUGAGGCUUGUUAAUACUUAUACUGAUGCUACUAAUGUUGGUAGAGUUGAAUUGUGUAUUGAGAAUACAUGGACUACACUAUGUGAUCAAAGCUGGGAUCUCAAAGAUGCACAAGUUGUCUGUAGACAACUGGGAUUCUCUAUAUAUGGUGCUUUACCCGAACAUAACUGUUAUACUGAGAGCCAGCUAUCAUUUGGAAUCACUGACCUCAAUUGUACUGGUGAUGAAGAUCACUUGCUUAAUUGUUCCUACAGUAAUGCUGCAUUACACAACUGUCAGUCUCAUAGUGAUGCCAGUGUUGUAUGUCAAAGAACUGCUUAUCAAGCUAAUUGCACUAAUGGUCAAGUGAGACUGGUUGAUGGUAGCACUGAAGAUGAUGGUAGAGUUGAAAUAUGUAUCAAUCAGGCUUGGGGAAGCAUAUGUUCCUCUGGCUGGAGUAUUCAAGAUGCAUUUGUAGCAUGCAAGCAAUUAGGAUACAUUGGAGGAGAAAUAAAGUCUAUCAGUUCAGGAGCUGGUCCUAUUCUUAUGUCGCAUUUAUACUGUAAUGGAGAUGAGGGAUCACUGCUUGAUUGUAAUCAUCAGUCUUGCUAUGUAUCAGCAUGCACUUCUCCAGAUGCUGGAGUCACAUGUGAAAGACCUUGUAACAAUGGAAGCAUCAGGAUUGACACUGAUCCAUACUAUUCAUACACUCGUCUUGGAGCAGUAGAAGUAUGUAGGAACAAUACCUGGAAUACAAUAUGUAACAAUCACUGGACAAAAAAAGAAGCCAGUGUAGCCUGCUCUCAGUUGGGCUAUUCACCUUAUGGUGCAUUGGCCAGUACCUAUCAAUACACUCAGAGCUAUUGGCCACUUGGACUUUACAAUGUAUAUUGCAAUGGAAAUGAAACUAGUAUUUGGGAUUGCUCAUAUUCUGUAACAAAUACAUUUGGAUCUAGUUGUACUCAAUCAAGACAAGCAACUCUGAAAUGCCAGUCCAUAACGACUCAGUAUGUGAACUGUACUGAUGGUGAUGUAAGACUAGUAGGAGGACAAACAGAGAAUCAAGGAAGUGUACAAAUUUGUUACAACAAUGCCUGGACAUAUUUGUGUAGUGGAUGGUAUUGGGGUACUACUGAAGCUAAUGUUGUAUGUGGGCAACUUGGAUUUAAUUCUUAUGGAUCUGUGGCAUAUAGAUAUAAUUCAUUUAAUGCUCCUGAGGAUUCGUCAUUUGUUUAUGGAUUUUUUAAUUGCUAUGGCUCUGAAACUAAAAUUUUGGACUGUUACAUGUAUUCUUAUUACUACUUCAGAUAUUGCUACUCUAACUAUAUAGCUGGUGUUACUUGUCGAGAUACUGAUGAAUGUCAGCAAGGAAUAUCAGGAUGUUCUCAAGUAUGUACUAACACUAUUGGCAGUUACAAGUGUAGUUGCAAUGCUGGAUAUCGACUGAGUAAUGACAGUCACACAUGUAUAGACAUUAACGAGUGUGCUGAGGGAUUAAGCAGCUGCAAUCAAAAUUGUGUGAACACUAAUGGAAGCUAUACUUGCAGUUGUACAGCUGGUUACACAUUGAAUAGUGAUGGUUACACCUGCACUGAUUUGAAUGAGUGUAGCAUUGAUAAUGGUCAAUGCAGCAGUAUAUGUUCUAAUACUGUUGGUAGCUAUAUCUGUUCUUGUAAUUCUGGUUACACUUUAGAAGAUGAUGGGCAUAACUGUACAGAUAUUAAUGAGUGUUUCACUAAUAAUGGUGGCUGUAAUUAUACCUGUACAAAUACUCCAGGAAGCUACACAUGUGAUUGCAGCACUGGUUACAACUUUGAUCCCAUUGACUUGAAUUGCACAGAUAUUGAUGAGUGCAAUACUGACAAUGGUGGUUGUGAGCAAUUGUGUACAAAUACCAUUGGGAGCUUUUACUGCACUUGUAAUUCUGGUUUCCAGCUAACAAAUGGUGUCUUUUGUUCAGAUAUCAAUGAGUGUUCAGAAGGAAUAUCAGGAUGUGGUCAGCAGUGUAUCAAUACUAUUGGAAGCUAUGAGUGUGAUUGUAUCACUGGAUACUACUUGUCAUCUAAUAAUCAAACAUGUCUAGAUAUUGAUGAGUGUUUAGGAGUUAAUGGUUGCAAUCAGAUAUGCGUAAAUACAGCUGGGAGCUAUUACUGUGAUUGUCAGUCUGGAUAUACCCUAAACAACAGUCUUACUUGCAUUGAUAUUAAUGAGUGUAAUAAUUCGAGUGGAGGAUGUGCACAAAUCUGUCAGAAUACAGUAGGAUCUUAUGAUUGUUCAUGCUGGGAUGGAUACAGUUUAAAUGCUGAUAAAUAUAAUUGCUCAGAUAUCAAUGAGUGUAGCUUAAAUAAUGGUGGUUGUGAACAAGUCUGUACAAAUAGCAUUGGAAAUUAUUCUUGCUCGUGUAAUUCAGGCUAUACCCUUUUGAAUGGACAGUUCUGUUCAGAUAUUAAUGAGUGUUCACAAGGAAUAUCAGGAUGUGGUCAGAAGUGUAUUAAUACUAUUGGAAGCUAUGAGUGUGAUUGUAUCACUGGAUACUACUUGUCAUCUAAUAAUCUAACAUGUCUAGAUAUUGAUGAGUGUUUAGGAGUUAAUGGUUGCAAUCAGAUAUGUAUAAAUACAGUUGGAAGCUACUACUGUGACUGUCAGUCUGGAUAUGUCCUAAACAAUAGUCUUACUUGCAUUGAUAUUAAUGAGUGCAAUAAUUCAAGUGGAGGAUGUGCACAAAUCUGUCAAAAUACAGUAGGAUCUUAUGAUUGUUCAUGCUGGGAUGGAUACAGUUUAAAUGCUGAUAAAUAUAAUUGCUCAGAUAUCAAUGAGUGUAGUUUAAAUAAUGGUGGUUGUGAACAAGUCUGUACAAAUAGCAUUGGAAAUUAUUCUUGCUCAUGCAAUUCAGGCUAUACGCUUUUGAAUGGACAGUUCUGCUCAGAUAUUAAUGAGUGCAAUGUUAAUAAUGGAGGAUGUCAGCAGACGUGUCACAAUACUGCUGGAAGUUAUUACUGUCUUUGUGGCACUGGCUUUAAUUUGGAUGCACAAAACAAUUGCACAGAUAUUAAUGAAUGCAAUGCUAACAAUGGAGGGUGUGAGCAGCAGUGUAUCAAUACAUUUGGUAGCUAUUAUUGUGCAUGUAAUAACAGCUACAUGCUCAAUGCUGACAAUCAUAGGUGUGAUGACUUUAAUGAGUGUGUCUAUGGUACUCAUGGUUGUAAUCAGAACUGUACUAAUACUAAUGGAUCCUAUCUUUGUUACUGUAUGACUGGUUAUCAUCUUAUGGACAAUCAAAGAACAUGCACUGAUACAAAUGAGUGUCUUUUGAGUAAUGGUGGUUGUUCUCAGUUGUGUACUAAUACUAUUGGUAGCUAUCAGUGUAACUGUAGGAAUGGAUAUCGACUAAGCAUCAAUGGAAUUGAUUGUGAUGAUAUUAAUGAGUGUACUAAUGGUACUCAUCUAUGUGAACACAACUGUUAUAAUACUAAUGGUAGUUAUGUCUGUGAUUGUGAACCAGGCUACCAAUUAUCAAAUGGACUAACAUGUUCUGAUAUCAACGAAUGUGACACUAAUAAUGGAGGCUGUGCUCAAGUGUGUGUUAAUCAAGUUGGAUCAUAUUAUUGUCAGUGUAACAAUGGAUAUACUCUUGAUGAUGAUGCUCAUGGGUGUUCAGAUCAUGAUGAAUGUGUAACUGGUGUUGAUGCUUGUGAGCAAAUCUGUCACAAUUCUAACAGUUCUUAUUCUUGCUCAUGUUUAUCAGGAUACAGACUAGCCAAUAAUAGUAAAACUUGUGAUGAUAUUAAUGAAUGUUCUGAAGGAAUUUCAAGUUGUAAUCAAAUUUGUAUAAAUACUGUGGGAGGUUAUAUUUGCCAGUGUCAAAUAGGAUAUCAGCUAGACAGUGACAGCCACUCUUGUAAUGACAUUAAUGAAUGUGGUACUUUCAAUGGAGGAUGCAGUCAAAGUUGCACUAAUGUCAUUGGCUCUUAUACAUGUUCCUGCCAAUCAGGAUUUGUUCUUAACAAUGAUAAUCACAACUGCACAGAUGUGAAUGAGUGUCUUAUUAAUAAUGGAGGGUGCCAUCAUAGCUGUGUUAAUACUAUUGGAAGUUAUUCCUGUCAGUGCAAUCAAGGGUUUACAUCAACAGACAAUGGAACAAAUUGUGUUGAUAUUGAUGAGUGUCUUACUGCUAAUGGAGGAUGUGAACAAGUUUGCAUUAAUAGCAUUGGGGGAUUCAACUGCUCUUGCUUGUCUGGAUUUAUUGUAGCCAAUGAUGUAUUUUGCUCUGAUAUUAAUGAGUGUGAGCUAGGUAUAGCAAGUUGUUCUGAUGGUUGUAGUAAUACUGUUGGUAGUUACAACUGUUUUUGUCCUAUUGGAUAUGAGCUCGCUAAUGAUAAUUACACUUGUAUUGAUAUCAAUGAAUGUGACCAAAACAAUGGGAACUGUAAUCAGAACUGUGUCAAUGAAGUUGGAUCAUAUCACUGCGAAUGUAACUCUGGCUACCAACUAGAUCAGGCUGGAUAUAGCUGUAAUGAUAUCAAUGAAUGUGCUGCUAAUACUGAUGGAUGUGUUCAGAACUGUUAUAAUUUGAUUGGAUCAUUUUAUUGUGGCUGCAACUUGGGAUAUGUACUAGAUACAACUAAUAAUAAGACAUGCUAUGAUAUAAACGAGUGUCUAAAUUAUAAUGGGGCUUGCAGUCACACUUGUACUAAUACUAAUGGUAGCUACACUUGUUCUUGUAACUCAGGGUUUAAACUAGAAAAUGAUGGACAUAAUUGUACAGACAUUGAUGAAUGUGCUUUGGGCACUAGUGGAUGCAGUGGCCCUUGCAUCAAUACACCAGGGAGCUUCCAGUGUCGAUGCAUAGAUGGAUUCUAUUUAGAUAAUAAACAAUGUCAUGAUAUUAAUGAAUGCAGUACUGGCAAUGGAGGCUGUGAACAGUUGUGUACCAAUACUAAUGGAAGCUUUUACUGUUCUUGUGGUAGAGGAUAUAACUUGACAAACAAUGCAUUCUGUACAGAUAUUGAUGAGUGUUCUACUGCUACCCACAAUUGUAGUGACGUUCAGAAGUGUGUCAAUGACAUUGGAUCUUUCCAUUGUGAUUGUUUGUCAAGUGACAAACUUCCACCAGAUUGCCGCACAAGUAAUAGUCAGGCAUCAACUUUGAGCCAAUCUAUGAGUUAUAUACUGGGACUAAUAGUUGUCAUUGCUGUACUUGUUAUAAUUAUACUGAUCAUCGCCAUGGUGGUCAUUUACAAGAAAAUGAAGACCAAGAAGAAUUAUCACAUUGAUAUUGAUACUGCAUCAGUUAAUAAUCCUGUGUAUACAGAAACCUAUAUGAUGACUGGCAACAAAGAUGCAGAGUUUGAUGAAGAUGCAUAUGAAAAAAUGAAAUAACUUAUGGUUAACGGAUCCCUUAUCUACUUUUAUACAUAUUGCUAUACUUGCAUGUAGUUAGUUUACUGAUAAAAUGCUGCUAUUAAACUAUUUUUUGUGUGCUGUCUUUGAUGUGUGCUUUAAUUUGCUUUCGCUUAGUGCUGAACCAAAA
Molecule: messenger RNA, 6617 nt
Organism: Amphimedon queenslandica
Lineage: Eukaryota; Metazoa; Porifera; Demospongiae; Haplosclerida; Niphatidae
Product: fibrillin-1-like
Exons: 49
Coding region: 110-6466 (2118 amino acids)
Cellular component (GO): membrane
Molecular function (GO): calcium ion binding
Source: RefSeq, a predicted model, not a curated record